UCCGGGAAACGUCUGGAAGAUGGCGGCGAGUGCAGACGAGAUUCCAGCUUGCUCCGAGUAACCUUAACUUUUAUCCCUCUCAAACUUACUUAAAUGUAACGGAACUUGGCUUAUAGUAAACACAAUAGAGAACAACGCUUAGUUGACCGAUAAUUUGAUUCAAAACUUUGAGAAAUGGAAGGAAAUAAUGUGCGAAAGAGCAAAGGGAGGAGAAGGCAGUUGCUAGCUGAGCACUCAUACGUUGGAGAAAAACCGCCACCUGACUCCUCAGGAGAAGAAAUGGAGGAUUCUGGACAUUCGGUUGAUUCUGAAAAUGCAGUCAAUAGUCCUGCACCCAAAAAGACACAGAAAGAAUUGUCUUUGCGCGAACUACAGGUCAACGUAAUCGAUGCUGUCUCUGCAAAGAUAAACGAAAGAGCCGAUGGUCUGGAGAAAAUCAUACGCCAAAACGCAUCAAAAAUAGUUGACCUCUCAAUCAUGCAUACAAGAGUAUCGAAGAGCUUAAACUUGCAAACACUGCUACGUCUGAGAAAUGCACUGCUCAGGAGAAGACCAUCGCAGACAUGCAAGAGCGCUUAUCGGAAGCGAUACCGGAGAAGGUGGGGGCUACGGCUUUACGGUGUCCCGGAGGACCAGGAUGAGAAUGUGAAGCGCUUAGUAAAAGACAUCUGUAACCGUGUGGCACCGGACUUCCCCGAUGGAUAUAUGGCUGUGGAUGUUGCUCAUCGUAUUGGGAAGAAACAAGAUGCCAUCGUCAGCCGCUCGAUCAUCAUCCAGUUUGCUUUUCGCACAGCGAGAGAUGCAGUUUGGAAGAAAGCAAAGGAAAGCGCCUUUCUGAAAGAGAGAACUUAGAUUCGGGGAGGACUUGACUGCAGCAGACAAGGCAACAAAGGCAAAAUUGUGGCCUCUUGUACAACAGGCCCGAAAUCAAGGAAAGGGUUGAUACUACAGGGGAAUCAGAGCCUUUUUCGCCAACGGAAAAGAAAUACGACCGGGGUGAUUUGUUCUGUCGGUUUCCAAAUCUGGUUCAGGCUUGUUGGCCGGUUAAUGCAUAGAGUUAAGAGGGUGAAACUUGAAGACGAAACAGAAGGUAGUUGGAAAAGUUAUUCAGCUUUCAGAAUGACCGCUGUAGAUGAGCUCUCGGACAGCACGGAGGUAGUGGAGAUGGAGGACGUGCCCUCCCAGUUCUUUGUGGAGAAGCACUCGUGGGACGGCCUGCGGAACAUCAUCCAUAGUAGCCGCAAGUACACGGGCAUGGUCAUCAACAAGGCCCCGCAUGACUUCCAGUUUGUCCAGAGGCAGGACGAGUCAGGCCCAUACUCCCAUCGACUCUACUACCUCGGAAUGCCCUAUGGAAGUAGGGAAAACUCGUUACUUUACUCAGAGAUUCCCAAGAAGAUUCGGAAAGAGGCCCUUCUGGUGUUGUCGUGGAAACAGAUGCUAGAUCACUUUCAGGCCACCCCUCAUCAUGGGGUGUACUCCCGGGAGGAGGAGCUGCUGAGGGAGAGAAAGCGCCUGGGGGUCUUUGGGAUCACAUCGUAUGAUUAUCACGCCGAGAGCGGCCUUUUCCUGUUCCAGGCCAGCAACAGCCUGUUCUACUGCCGGGACGGAGGCCAUAAUGGCUUCAUUCAGGCGUCCCCCAUGAAGCCUGUAGAGAUUAAGACCCAAUGCUCAGGCACUCGAAUGGACCCCAAGAUCUCCCCAGGCGACCCCACCUUCAUGGCCUUCAUCAACGGCAACGACCUGUGGGUGGCCAGCAUCGAGACUGGGGAGGAGAGGAGACUCACCUACUGCCAUAAAGGGCUGAAUAACGUGAAGGAGGACCCCAAGUCUGCAGGCAUUGCCACCUUUGUAAUCCAGGAGGAGUUUGACCGCUUCACGGGCUACUGGUGGUCGCCAGCUGCUCCUGAAGACCCAGAUGGGGGGAAGACCCUCCAGUUACUGUAUGAGGAGGUGGAUGAGUCAGAGGUGGAGUUAAUUCACGUUCCCUCCCCAGCCCUGGAGGAGCGCAAGGCUGAUGUUUACAGAUACCCCCGCACAGGGAGUAAGAAUCCUCAAAUUACUUUCAAACUGGUAGAAAUCAGAACCGACCACCUUGGCAGAAUUGUAAGCACCCAGGACAAGGAGCUGGUCCUGCCUUUUACCACCCUUUUCCCUGGGGUCGAGUACAUCGCCCGCGCCGGCUGGACAAAAGACGGCAAAUAUGCAUGGGCGGUACUGCUGGACAGGAGUCAACAGAGGCUCCAGUUGGUCCUGCUGCCCCCGGCCCUGUUCAUCCCUGUAACCCAGGACCAGGCUCAACGGGAGGAGAGUGUGGAGGCUGUGCCAGAGGGGGUCCACCCCUUCAUCAUCUACGAGGAGAUCACUGACAUCUGGAUCAACGUCCAUGACAUAUUUUAUCCUUUCAUUCAAACAAACGAUGAUGAGAUCACCUUCCUCUGGGUGAACGAGUCCAAAACUGGCUUCUGCCAUUUGUACAAAGUCACCACGCUGUUACAACAGGGCUGCUACCAGUGGACCAGAGACUACAUGCAGACAGAGGAGGACUUUAAGUGCCCGAUUAAGGAAGAGGUGACGUUAACCAGUGGGGAGUGGGAGGUGUUGGCCAGACAUGGCUCCAAGAUCUGGGUGAACGAGGCUACCCAGCUGGUGUACUUCCAAGGUACGCGGGACACGCCCCUGGAGCAUCACCUAUACACUGUGAGCUACGACUCCCCGGGGGACAUGGUCAGGCUGACCAAGCCAGGCUUCUCCCACAGCUGCUCCGUAAGCCAGAAUUUUGACAUGUUUGUCAGCCAUUACAGUAACGUCAGCACACCUCCCUGCGUCCACAUCUACAAGCUGAUGGGCCCAGAGAGUGACCCACUGCACAAAGAGCCUGAGUUCUGGGCUAGCAUGAUGGAGGCCACAGGGCGCCCAGGAGAUUACAUCCCACCAGAGAUCUUUACUUUCCCAGGGAAUUCAGGGUUCCACCUCUACGGCAUGUUGUACAAACCACACAACUUGGUACCUGGCAGGAAGCACCCUACAAUCCUCUUUGUGUAUGGAGGCCCCCAGGUGCAGUUAGUAAAUAACACGUACAAAGGAGUGAAGUACCUGAGGCUGAAUACGCUAGCGUCACUAGGCUACGCCGUCGUGGUCAUUGACGGGAGAGGCUCCUGUCAGAGAGGCCUCAAGUUCGAGGGGGCUCUGAAAAACAAAAUGGGCCAGGUGGAGAUCGAGGACCAGGUGGAGGGGCUGCAGUACGUGGCUGAAAAGUACACUUUUGUGGACCUGAGUCGCGUGGCCAUCCACGGCUGGUCUUACGGCGGCUUCCUCUCCCUCAUGGGCCUCGUCCACAGGCCCAACGUCUUCAAGGUGGCCAUAGCGGGUGCCCCUGUGACGGUGUGGAUGGCCUACGACACCGGUUACACGGAGCGCUACAUGGACCUACCUGAGAACAACCAGCAGGGAUACGAAGCCGGUUCUGUCGCCUUGCACGUAGACAAGCUGCCCAGCGAGCCUAACCGGUUACUUAUAUUACAUGGAUUCCUUGAUGAGAAUGUGCACUUUUUCCACACCAACUUCCUGGUGUCUCAACUGAUCCGUGCGGGGAAGCCGUAUCAGCUACAGAUCUACCCCAACGAGAGACACAGCAUCCGCUGCCCAGAGUCUGGAGAGCACUAUGAGAUUAUGCUGCUGCACUUCCUCCAGCAGUACCUCUGAGGGCUGCAGUUGAAUGAACAGAGCCCCUUCCCCACUCUUUCUCCCCCCCCCCCCCCGUUGCCCAAUGUCACCAUGCACCUUCACAUAUACCACAGGAGGCUGGUGAGUGGAGGACUGGUCAUAAUAGCUGGAAUGGAGUGAAUGGAAUGGUAUCAAACAUGUCUGAUGUAUUUGAAACCAUUCCAUUUAUUCCGUUCCAUCCAUUACUAUGAGCUGGUCCUCCCCAAUUAAGGUGCCACCUGUGACAAACACACUGUGUCCCAUUAUCUGCCAUUUGCAUCCGAUCCCUCACCCUACUCUUAAAAACGGAGAUUUUUUAUAAUAGCCUGGAGAAGCCCUCCCAUGCUACCAACCCCUUCCCACGCCAAGAGCAGAGUGUUGUCACCUGUCAGUUUUUAACUGGACAAUGACUGCAAAGAAGGAGAGAAGUAGAAAAUAUAGAACAAACAUUGAGCAUUUUGAGAAAAAGAGCUCAUUAGCAUCUUGGAGUGAUUUUCUGUUUUUAUUUGGGAUUUUUGUGCCACACCCUGUUAGCAAGGGGGACCAUUAUGAAAAUAUAUGGACUCAAUACUGUUAGUCGCUCUGGAUAAGAGUGUCUGCAAGUGACUAAAAUGUAAAUGUUUUGUUUGUUCAUACUUUGGACUGUGCUGUUGUAAGUCAUGGUGGAUUACAGUGUUGUGUGGUGAGCCAAAUGGCGUGGCCGCUGAGGACGGAAACCACACACUACCUGCAACUGGUAUUUUAAGUGUGUGUUGAAAUAAAAAAAAGUAUUUUUAGGAA
Molecule: messenger RNA, 4485 nt
Organism: Salmo salar (Atlantic salmon)
Lineage: Eukaryota; Metazoa; Chordata; Actinopteri; Salmoniformes; Salmonidae
Product: dipeptidyl peptidase 9
Biological process (GO): proteolysis
Molecular function (GO): dipeptidyl-peptidase activity; serine-type peptidase activity
Source: RefSeq, a predicted model, not a curated record